GUCAAAUCUAUCCCAAUCUUGAAUAUUCAAUUCAAUUCCUCCCCUUGGAAAUUAUCAAGAUUGGAUAUUGGGUUGUUUAUUUUUCUUUCGUAAGGCAUCACAAAAAUUAAAGAUUCUUAACUUACCUAAUUGUACAAUACCCAUACCCUUGCAACAUCUGUUUUCAUUUCUCUUACUUACUCCCGGGAUACAUUGGGAUAUCCUUAGUCGACCCCCUAGCCUGGCGCCUCCUGUCGCAGGUUCACCAUCAAAGUCCUGCCCUAUCUCGCUUUACUAAUCCUUCGUACGAAUCAGUUUGAUACCCCGAUACUUGAUACCUGAUACAGCAUUCCAAGGCGCACGACUCAUCCUGUCCUCCUGCGGCAGACAGCGAAUCAGGUCUUUCCCUGUUAUUCCCCGAUUCGUGUGUUUGACGGAGGACAAUAAGGGGGACACAUACCAUCCAUAAUGCGCCGAAAGCCAGUUCCCAACCCGUUGUCCCUGGCUGACGAUUCGGAUUCCUUGGGCGAACAAUCUGCAGCCAGCGCCAGCGCCAUCAGCAGCGCCAAUGCCAGUGCUAACACCAGUGCUAAUAACAGCGCUCGCGCCCUACCCUACCCCGACCCAGAGAGACUCAGCCCGCGUCCGACCCUCGGCAGCGAGUCCACCCUUCAAGUCAUCUCGCCGACGUCUUCGAGGUCGCCCAAGUCACCACGCUCACCCUUUGUCAGCAAGUUCAACACGACCACGCCUAGGAAACCCCUACCGCAGCAAAACCUGCCUUACCCUGUCGAAUCGCACAUGCCGCCGCACCCUCCCGGCGACGUGCAUCUUGCUCAACAUCGACGACGCCAAUCUCCACAUCGCCGCGAACCAGAGUACCCACCUUUAGCUCUCCUCCCGUCGUCAAACACGACAAACACAAUUACCACCACCAACACCGCGUCUACCGCGCCGGAUACAUGCUCCCAUCCCGAGGUCGAGAAACACUCGAGGAGUGGUAGCCGCUUUUUUAACUUCGGCAAAGCCUCGAGGUCUGCCAAUCAGCUUUACCCUAAUCACAACGAUAGCGCAAACAUGAGCGAGACUAUGUCCCGAGGAACAGAGAAUACCAUUAUGUCAGAUAGAGGGGUGUCGAGUAAGAAUUCUAAGAAUUCAGAUCUAUCCUCGUCUGUUGAUCUUUCAACACAAAAGUCAGGCCAUUCUUUGCCGUCCAGAUCUGACGUUUCGUUGACGUCGGCUAGCGAACAAGAAGCCAACUCUAAGAAGAACAAACCGAAGCCUUUCACACUAAUGGGUCGGAAUAGGUCCCUGAAGGAUAGAGAUGGACAUAGCCCAAAGGAAUCUAUCACAAUCAAGCUGAGUGAACCGGAGCGAGAUAACUCCUUGGCGGGUAUGCAACCUUUGAGGACGGCACCUAUGAAUGCCGACGGCCACGAGAGGUCUUUUAGGCACAUGAUGAACUCAACGGUACGGAACCAUUCUGCCGACCGCGCAAUUCCUCCUCGGGACAUACCAGGGAACAAAGACCAUCGACAUGAUAAAGACUAUUAUAGAAGCAAUACCUCCUCCCUCAGCAAUAAUAAUAACGCCAAUACAUUCUUCAAUGGUCUAAAAAAUUCUGGAAGUCGAGCAGCCGACAUGAUCAGCAAAGGAUUAUUUGGAAGGAGUGGCCGUAGUGCCAGUUCAGCUGAUAGGGAGCCAGUAGUUGAUGACGAGCAUUACGUUCUAAAGGUUAUCAAUUUGCCAUUGGUCGAACAGACGCGACUGACGAGAAUUUCAAAGCGGCUCGAAGAUUCUCGUGAUAAGACGGAAUUCUGGAUGCCCGCCUUCCCCUGGCGAGCCAUUGACUAUCUCAAUCUUAAGGGAACCGAUGUUGAAGGUCUAUAUCGUGUACCCGGGAGUGGUCCUCAGAUCAAGAAGUGGCAAAGAAAGUUUGACGAAGAAUAUGACGUCGAUUUAUUUGCCCAGGACGACCUCUACGACAUAAAUAUCAUCGGUUCUAUGUUCAAGGCCUGGCUACGUGAACUUCCUGACGAGCUUUUCCCGAAGGAAGCUCAAGAGCGAAUCUCCCGCGAAUGUGCUGGUGCGGAAUCGGUACCUCAGAUGCUCAUCGAUGAGCUUUCCAAUCUGUCGCCGUUCAACUACUAUCUCCUUUUUGCUAUCACGUGCCACCUCAGUCUGCUCCUCGCACAUUCCGACAAAAACAAGAUGGAUUUCCGCAAUCUUUGCAUAUGUUUCCAGCCCUGUAUGAAGAUCGACGCCUUUUGCUUCAAGUUCCUCGUUUGCGAUUGGAGGUUAUGCUGGCAAGGAUGCAGAAAUGAGGCUAGAUAUAUCGAGGAAGAAUAUCAGUUAUUCCAACAACCGCUGCCUCGAGGACUAACAACGUCACCGGACUCCCGAAGCCGUAGUGGGGCCAAUACUCCGGAUGAUCGAAAUUUAUCUUCGUCGGACAGCAAUAAACUAUCAGCGCCCCCUGCAGACCAACAUAAUGGGAAAUUGAGAAAGAAGCCGGGGACAGGAGGCCAAAACGGGGGCGCAACAUCGAACUACCCGGUUAUUGCACACUCUCUAGGUCUUAAUGGCGAGCAAGACGUGGCGCCACGACGAUCCGGAGAACGAGAAUUAAGGCCGCUGUCGCCCAUCAAACCUCUGUCCCCGAUGAAUUUCUCUUAAUUUCGUCACUUAUAUCUCGGUAUACGCAAUUGGAGAAUAAGGAUGGGUUUUAAUCCGGAUCUGAUGAUACCUUUCUUUUUGCUUUGUCUUGAUAAUACCCCCCAGGAGAUGAAUGUGGUGCAUAUACGGCAUUUGGCCUGGCGGUCCUCUUUUUUUGACGAUAUUACGCUCCGUUUACGAUUUCUACCCCUUUUUUUCUUCUCUUUUCAUAUCUUAGCGCUCUACAAUCGUCUAGCUCGGAGCUCGCCCGUUAUGGUUCGGUAGCAUGCCAACGCCCUUUUUUUGGUUUCUUCGGCGGUGGUAAAUUAGAAUACUUGGGGGUGGGGAUGUAGUCGAGUGGUCUCAUGCUGUCCUGUGCGAACAACACCUUUUUUUUUUUGUCUAGUUCCGUUCCUCGACGUUCGGCCUUCUGAAGAUCUGGAAAUAUCAUCAUACCCAAACACCGAUUCUAGGAUAACUGGUGGUUAACGGUGGCGGUUGUGUAGAAGCAUAACCUACUAUUCAUCCUCAAUACACCAUUUGCGGUGUUUUGAAUAACGAAUUCCUACUUGGCUAUAGGGUGAAAGCUACGUGCAAGGUGGACAGAGUGCAGCACAAUCGUAGCGACGGAGUUUGGAAAAAUCAAGGGACGGGAAAAGAAUCUGUACCAUAGGUUGCCGGAAGUUCCGCAAUUGCCAAUAUAAAUAUGUGCCUAGUCCGCAAAAC
This is a messenger RNA of Annulohypoxylon truncatum, 3360 nucleotides long. RefSeq lists its product as uncharacterized. Gene Ontology annotation, cellular component: cytoplasm. The transcript has 3 exons. Bases 448 to 2655 code for a protein of 735 amino acids. The record is from RefSeq and is a predicted model, not a curated record. Gene Ontology annotation, biological process: signal transduction; regulation of GTPase activity. NCBI's taxonomy places the organism in Eukaryota, Fungi, Ascomycota, Sordariomycetes, Xylariales, Hypoxylaceae.